AUUUUCUCCAACUUCAUCAUCACCACCUUAAUGUAAUUCAUGAGCCUAAGUUCCCCAUCCACCAACAUUCCCCGCCACAACCUACCCUUUUGAGGUUCGGUUGCUUGGCACUCACGUAACACCACCAUGAGUUUUAAUUGCCUUACCUGUGGCCAAAUUCUUCAAAGGGUAAAUUCUGAUAGGGAUGAUGAAUGUCUCCCACCACAAGAAACAAAGAAACCUAACAGGAAAGUGGCAAUGCAAGUUGAUAGAAGCUGGUCAAGGAACAUGACCCCACCCAAAUAUGCACGUAGUGGACCAUUGGUCAAGGUUAAGGCAGAACAUCAUAGACGCACCAAUAGUGAAGGGGAUGUUGGACCAAGGUUGGUAAGGAGCAGUGGCAUGAGAAGAGAGUGGAGUUUGGAGGAUUUGGCUGGGCAACAACAAGACAAGGGAGUUAGAUGCUAUUGAGAUAUCUAUCAUUCAUGGGCCAUAAAUUGUUGAAUUUUGUUGGACUUUUCCAUUAACAUUUUGUAUUCCUGUAUUCUUUGGGGGAGAAAGUAUUCCAUGAUCCCUUGACUACUAAGUGGUUAUAUUUUAGAUCAAUUUUCAAUUGACAUAUAAUCAAGAUUUUUAGUUUACUAGGAAGAGUUAAUAAAACUCGAUUAUGUGUGAUGUGAAAAUUAAAAUCAUGUAAUAAUUUCUCAAUUUUGAGACAUGUAAAAAGGGGAUUAGUGGAAUAUUCUAGCAUGGUCUUUUAAGCACUUGACAAUUUAUGGGAGGGUUUUUU
This is a messenger RNA of Glycine soja, 769 nucleotides long. RefSeq lists its product as uncharacterized. The transcript has a single exon. NCBI's taxonomy places the organism in Eukaryota, Viridiplantae, Streptophyta, Magnoliopsida, Fabales, Fabaceae. The record is from RefSeq and is a predicted model, not a curated record. The coding region runs from base 127 to 450 and encodes 107 amino acids.